GCGAUGACUUCAAUUUUUCUAUUGAUAACUCUCCUUACUUAUAUAGCAAUAUACCUUCAUAACCUGCAUAUGGUGUUUUUGUCUCUCAGUUGAUUCGAUACACAAGGGCAUGCUCUUCGUAUGAACAGUUUCAAACAAGUUGAUAAAACAGGACUAUAAAUAGUUUCGCUUGAAGUAAUCUUUUCGUAAGUUCUAUGGAGGAAACCGCUUAUCUUGAUUAGAAUAUUAGUUUUCAAUCAAUUAAUGUACAUAUUGAUAUCCAAGGACAUAAAUCUUUAGCUAGGGACACAUGUAGAAACAGAGUCUCUCCUGAAACUUAAUGUUAAAGUGAUACCAUAACACUGAAACAGAUACCAAAAAUGAUCUUUUUUUCAAAUUAGGAACGUCCCUGGAAAACAUAUAAAGAGCAAAAUACAUGAUUCCCUUUACAUCAAUUGUUUCUUAUUAUAACAUUUUCUUUUAUCAAUCAACAGUAGCAGAGUUUUUUAUUAAAUGUUUCUUUUCUGUGUGUUUGCAUUGCACUAAUUUUGCUUUAUUGAUUCCUUAUGCAACAAAAGCUUAACAGGUCUCUUUCGGUAAAUGAUUUUUUUAUGUAACUUUAUAUUUGGUGGGAGGGAGGAAUGAUACGCAUUAUUUUAUUAUUACACAAAGCGUAUACAAAAUUAAAAGAAUCAAUUGUUGGUAUGACCAAGAACUUUUAACAUACUUGAGUAAUAUGUUGGGCACGAUUAAGAGAAUGGAAGAAUUGAACGAAAACAAAAACAAAAUUGAUUCAAAAAAGAAAGUUUUAGAUUUGAUGAGUCCUUUACAUAUAAAAAAUCGUAUUUCAAAUUUUUACUUAAUGAUAAUAUUUAACAUGUUUUUUGUUAAAUGAAAAAAAUGACAAUAUGAAACCGUCAAUUUGAUGAUGGUUUUGUGUUUAUAUGGAAAGAUUACAAAAAUAGAUAGCGAGAGAGGUUUUCAUUUGAAUUAAUAGAAAGAAAGAAUAGAACAAGAAUUGAAAGAAAUAGAAAAAAGAGAAAGUUUUAGAUAUGAUGAAUUCUUUACACUAUAAAAAUCAUCUCCAAUUUCCUAUUAAAUGAUUAUACAUAAUCUUUUUUGUUGAAGCCAAUUUGAUGGUUUUGUGUAUAUAGGCAGAGAGUAGAUGAAUUGAUAGACAAAGUUUAUCAAUAUUAUUUUCAAAUAAAAAAAGCAUGAUGUAUAUAUAUAUAUAUAUCAAGAAAAGUUUAAUAGAUAUUUCUAAAUACACCAAAUAUAAUUGUAUAGCUCUCGAACGAACUGACACAUAUAAGGGAAAACAGAAAUGCAACUCCUUUCUUGGCAAGAAAAAAGAAUGAAAAUAUUAUUAUAUCUACAAAUGUGAUUGAAUUAAUUAAUGUGAUUAACAACAAAAAUGUAAUAAUUUAAUUGAAAAUGUCUUUAAAACUGACAUAAAUUAUAGUGUGUAUUGCUUUAAACAUAAAAAAGAUACAGAAUACUUUGGAUAAUCGGUUAUUUAACAAAUUUAUUUAUUUUUGAGUGAUUGCGUAAAUUUUUUUUUGUAAACGACAACAGGUAUAAAUGAUUAGCAGGGUAAAUUCCUCAAUUCAUUUGUAUUCUCUUUAAAAGAACUAAUUCGUUGAAAAUGGCAUUUGAAUUUAAAAAAAAAAAAAAGAAAUCACAUCGGGUGGUUUUGUGCAUUGUCAUCAUCUCCUAAAAGCUCGUUGAAAUUCAUCCAGAUUUAAACAGAUAUUAAGUGUUUGGUGCAUUGCAAUGUCUUUUCAGAGGUAAGGUUGCUGCUCAAAUUUUUACGAACGUUUUGUGUAAAUAUGAGACCAAAUCAUCGCCCUAUGCUAUAGAUAUUCAUAGACUAUUUUCAUUCACCAUAAAUUUGAAAAUGUUUACAUUCAAACUUUCAUAAACAUAUGUUAACACUAGCCAUCCUUGUUUGUCUUAUUUAUUUAAAUUUUUAAAAACAAAUGAGACAAUAUAUAUAUUUAUGGCGAUAAAACACAUAUAUCAGAUCAAAGUUAUUAUAAUAGCCUAGCCGUCAAUUUGAUUAAUAGAUAUUAGAACGCUUAUACACCAUUUAAUGUUCAGUUAAAUUGUUGAAAAAAAAUACAGCAAAAAUAAACAAAUUUUCUACACUUAUUUACUAAUAGCACAUGGCCCAAGCUCAAAUACUGGAUCAAACACAAUUAUCCUAAAAACCAACGGUAUGAACUGAUGAAUUAGUUUGUAAAAAUAUCAAAAACUAAACGGACGUCUGUAUUUAAAAUUUAUUUUAGCUCAGUAAUCAUAUGACUCAUUGAGAUUAUUUUGUGUAUCUAUUUUUUCCAGUCAUGAGAGCUUCCAUUUCCUUCCUGUUCAUUUUAGUUUAAUUUGAUUCGUUGCGUCCAGCCGACUGACAUAUGAAAUAAUGUGCUUAAAAUGUAUUUAAUAUAUAAAACUUCCUUUUUAAAAUAUGUUUUUCAAAACAAUGAAAGCUAACAGUUUAAUUUUCUGUAGGAUGAUUUUGUAUUAUGGCACUUUGUUCUUGUUCAUCAGACAUACAAAGGAAAACUUGGAGUGCAACAAAUUAGCCAGUCCUUGCUGCGUCAACCAAUAUCUUAAUGAAGCUAACAACAGCUGUAGUGAAUGUCCCUACGGAAGCUUUGGUAUUAAUUGUAAAUCAUCCUGUUCCACUGGAUAUUAUGGACGUCUGUGUAGAUCUAUCUGUGAGUGUAACGUCUCGGAGUGCCAUCACGUGACUGGCUGUGAAACGACCAAUGACACCAAUUCUGGCACAAUAUCGAUAAAACGUGUAACAACCCAAACCGAGUUACUUCAACUAUCAACAAUCGCCAAUGUAACUGGUGAAGUGUCUACCUAUCAAGACACCAAGCACAGUGGAGUGGAUCGUCACAUUCACACCGAGGACGAUCAUACCUCUCCAGUGCCAUCAAUAUGGUUUAUUCUGCUUGGUUCAUUGUCCUCCCUUUGUAUCAUUGGGUGUAUUCUCUUUAUACCCUCGCAGAAAAAGAAGUUGACGUUCAUAGGUACUCAAACUCAACGCUUUUCAGGGAUAAGACGGGUUUUUCUUUCUUGCUUUAAUCAAGAUCGUCAACAAGAACUGAUCCAGGAGUCCGAAGACAUUGAACUCUCUAAUGUUAACAGAACACAGGUAUGUGGACAGGAAGAAGACGACAGUCCGUACUCUGAGAUCAGAUAUUCCCAGUUCAUCGGGGGAGCCAACACAGUCGGAGCAUGUAUGAACACAUCGUUAUGUGCCAUGCAGAAGUGUGACUCAGACAAACAUCAUGACAAGUCAGAAAAACAGAACAUUUACCAAAAGUCUAUGAUUAAAAAUGAAUACGAUCACGUAAACCUGAAAGUGAAAUUUUCAGACAUGGGGUAUGAUAGGAAUCUCAGUUUACCACAUUCCAAUGAUGAGGAAUACGUUUCCCUCAUGAACAAGCCAUCACUUAGAAAAGAAGUCCGACCAAUGGAUGGUUCAAAAUGUCACAAUGUGACUCUUCCCAAAACCAAGAUAACAGAUUGCAACAAAAUUGGUGAAAAGGAAAGCAAACCCCAGGGUCAAUUAACAGGAAACAGAUUACAACUAGAAUCCAAACAAGAAGUUGACAACGAUAUCUCAGAAAACACCAAACACAAUUAUGUAGCCGCUGAUAGACAGCUUGACCCACAGAGUGACGACAGACCAUAUAGUUUGGCUGAGGGGUUGUCAAAAAACAAUUUAAGUGAAACGGGUUUGCCAGAAAACGAUUUUAAUAAAACAGAUCACAGAAACAGUGAAACAGAAGCACAGCCAAAUCAAUCAAAACUUAAUUUUUCUGAAAAUUUAAACUUGUCAAAUAACGAUUUAAGUGAAGCAUUAGAGAAUUCUGUUUACUCAAUGAACAUCGAUAUCCCUGGGAAAAGAGAAGACAUAAGUAGAGUGGGAAACAAUGGUCAGUCGAGCACAAGACCUUACAGUUUUGCAAAAAUACCAUAGUUUAAAUCAAAAUGCAUACCUUUUACCGGGAGCAAAACUCAUCAAUAGACUGUAAAUGAUGAUUAUAUUAACACAAAAUGAUAAAAUGGUUGAGUUUUUUAAAGACUGUUCAAUUUGAAAACGUUUGUUUUGAAUAAAUAA
Magallana angulata is the source of this 4114-nucleotide messenger RNA. RefSeq lists its product as uncharacterized. Bases 2444 to 3973 code for a protein of 509 amino acids. The transcript has 6 exons. The record is from RefSeq and is a predicted model, not a curated record. Lineage: Eukaryota; Metazoa; Mollusca; Bivalvia; Ostreida; Ostreidae.